Molecule: messenger RNA, 26458 nt
Organism: Lineus longissimus
Lineage: Eukaryota; Metazoa; Nemertea; Pilidiophora; Heteronemertea; Lineidae
Exons: 16
Coding region: 104-17050 (5648 amino acids)
Molecular function (GO): ubiquitin-protein transferase activity; ATP hydrolysis activity
Source: RefSeq, a predicted model, not a curated record
CAUGGAGAUGGCUGGUGGUAUUUCAAAGUUGUCUGGAGAAGGACUGAAGAAAGUGAAACUACAAGAAAUGAAGAGUGAAACACCUUAAAUGAGAUCUGUCUGAAUGGAGGCCAACAGCCAAGCUAGUGAUGGUGAGAACAGCCAACCUGGCCCAUUAGAUGAAGGUGAUCCUCAUAAAGACGAUCAUUUAUUUGUGAAGCAAGAGAGAGGUCUACAAGGUCAAGGACACACGGAUUUGGAACAGCAACCAUGUGCAGUGGGAGCUAAAGAUGAAGAACUACAUACUGUAGAUGCGGGAAAUUCAAAAGCGGGUUUGACUGAACAAGCUCGAAAUGCCAUUGGAGUUCUACCAAUGGAUGCAUUUGAUCUUGGUGGUACAGCUGGUGGUACAGCUGAAGAUACAGGAGAUCCUAAGGUUCUACAGAAGGACUCAUACACUGGAAAUACAGAGCCAAGUGCAGAUGUAGGCCCUGGGCCAGGUGAAGUGACAAAUCCAAGGCCAACUGCUCUGGUUCAACCAGGAGGGGUAGAACUACAAAUAGAAUGGUCUGAGUCUGAUCAUCAUCAGCAGCAAACUGGCACUUGUGUUGGCCAAGUGCUUUUAGAAAAAGGAAUGGAUGAGCAAAAGGAAGGACAAAAUGAUGCUGAAUCAAAUGAUGAAAGUGUUAGUGUGCAUACUGCCCGGGCUUCAUCUGAGACUGUGGAGUAUAAAUCUGAUGAUUGGGCAAAAGAUGUCAUUAUCUCUGUUGAUAAAGCUUUGAAGGAAAAGACGGAAAAAGAAAGUCAUGAAUCCAGAAAUGUGGCAAUUGCGAAUUUGCCUCGACAGCAGAGUGACGAAAUUUUUGAACAAACAGCAGGACAAUGUGCUUACAAAGAUGAAGGAGGCAUGCAGAUACUUGGGCAGGAACAAGAGCCUAGUGUAGGGGGGCAUGAGUCCUCUGUCUUAAUCUCUUCGGCACAGGAAAGUUCAUUAACCACAGUUGGUGUCACUUCUAUCCCAGAGAAGGUGUCUCCUACUCCAGAGAAAAAGGAAAAGGAGGACUAUGAAGAGUCCAAUGACUGUUUUUCACAUUCUAAGACCAACAUUCGUGACACCCAGCAGAAGAACCUUCAUCAAGGUGGUACCAUUUCUGCUUCAUCUGCAGAAGCAGUGGGGAUGCAUAUGGUCGAUGAUGAUGAUGAGGAGGAAAAGGAAGCUUUGGAGUUAUUCAAAAAGGAAUGCAAGAAGCGACGCCUGAACAAGGUUACUAUCAGCACACUCCUUGCAGAAGGCUUUGAUUCCAAAGAGGUCCUUGCAGAGGUGACCAUGGAUGAUUUAAAAGAAUUGCCGGACAUUAAUCGUGGACAGAUGUUAUUGUUAAAGAAAUGGGUAAAGGAGCUGCAGCCAUACGCAGGUGUUCCAGAAGGUACAAGAUCCCCGACGACUCAAAUUGGUAGACCAUCGUUCACUUGUCCUGAGAGUGGAGUCCCAGAAGGAACAAGAUCUAUUGAACAAAGUGCAACCUCUACUUCAAUCAAAGUCACACCAGGUUCCGAAAGUGAUCUAAUGAAAGAGACAAAAGCUGACUCCACUCAGGAAGAUGAUUGUUCACAUAGAUAUGCUGACAAUCCUCCCUUGACUAGUGACAUCAAACCCACCGUUAUCAGUAUGCCUGAGGAGGUAAAAGAUGACCAAAGUCUAUCGGGGAAAGCACAGCCCUGCCACCCUUUUGUUGAUGAAAAGGGAGGUGAAAAGGAAGAGGAUGUGAGGGUGGGUGAAUCUUCCCUUGAAUGUGAACCAAACAGGAGACUACCAAUGCAAGGUCAAAGCACAACACUGCAAGACCCUGAAGAAAAUAUAUACACUGCAAAAGAGUCUGAAAGGAGACUGUCAUCAAUGGACCCGCCUGCAGUAGAUGAUGAAACUGAGGAUACACUUUCACCUCAGCCAACAUUUGACCAGGGAGAACAUGACAGAACAAUCAAAACUGGUGUAUUGGAGAAAGAAGUUGCCAGUGAUGGUCACACUGAAAAGAAAGAAAAAGAAAAGGAAUCAUCUGAAAAAACAACUGAAAUAUCAGAUGAAAAUGAAGCAGCUAAGGAAAGUGGUGACAUAUCUGCAGCAUUGAAUAAGAAAAUAGAUGAUGACUCUGGACAUACUGGACCUAUUUCAUCCAAGUCAGAGAUUAGUCAGGUCAAAGUUCAGGAAGAAAUCAAAUCCCAUAAACUGGCUACCAAUGAUGGUCGACAAGCUGAAAAUGGCCAGAUGGUUGUUUCUCCUAAAUACCAAUCUGCUCCGGCCCAGGAUGGUGAUUCCAAAGGUCCUAGUAUGAGUUCACAUGGAGAACCAAUUGCUGCAUCCCCCUCAAGUGCCCAUUCUGAAGAAGAAACCCGCCUACAGUCAUUCAAAGAAGAGUGUAGAAAGGCUCACUUGAAAGACAAGACUAUUGAAAUGCUUCUGAAGGAUGACUUUGAUAACAUCAAGGGGGUUUCAGCAAUGACCAAAGGUGACAUUGAAAGCCUGAUAGAUAUCACAAAGGGACAAAAGAGGACACUACAAGUGUGGGUGGAAGAACUUCAAUCGGCUUUCAUAGGUCGGUCACAAAGUCUUCUGUCAAUUGUCUCAGGAGAUGAUGUGGAUCGAAAUCGGUCUGGGCCAGGACCAGCUAAACAUGAAACACAUCAAUCUGAUUCUCUAAGAAGACUCAGUCAGGAAUAUGGAGAUAAAUUCAAAUCAGAAGAAGAUGUCAGUCAUAGUAAACUAGACCAAGACAAUUCCAAAGAAAAUAAAACUCAUUUGGAAGCUCAUCGAGGUACAUGCAGUGAUGUGCAAAACCCAAAUGAAAAAUCUGCUGUCACACAACAGAGUGGUGACACAGAACAAAAUGUUUCACCAGGAAUGGAACACAUGUCUGCUGAGCACAGUGACAACUUAUCUGAUGAUUUCAAGCAACAUCCAACUCUACAAAAUACUUCAGGAUCUCAGUUUUGGCAGCCAGAAGGAAGCUCUAAUGACACACCUUCACCAAAAAUAGAAUACGAAGAUUCUGCUGUUCCCCGGACAAAGAUGUAUGAACAGGAGAGCCUGCAAAAAGGAGCUACGACUGUACCGACAAAGGAUUACCUCAUGACUCCUUUUGAAUUCGAUGUUGUGGUCUCAGUUUCAAUGGGUGGCAGGUUAACAACUCUCGGGAAGAAUAUGUGGAGCAAAUUGUUCAAAUCAAAGGAUGAUGUUAAUGGGCUUCUACUGGAUAAAUUGGAAACUAUGGAAAUCCAAUGUGUCUGCAAACCGCACAAGGACUAUGGACCCUGCCAAUUGACACUCAGUGUUCCAGCAUACUAUGUAUGUGAGGAUUUUCUGCAGUGUCUCCGAAAGUUGGAAGAGGAAAUGGAAAUGAUCAUUAGGGACAGUUGCAGGACUAAAUAUCAAAGUUAUUCAAAACUGAAAGUGCAGAUACUUGUAUCUGAACAACAAUAUCUACUGAGGAACUGUGGCAAUCACUUUUCUUGCAAUACCACAUCUCGGAAUAAUACCAAAAUGUCUAAGGACCAGCUACCAGUCCUUUUCAUGCUGGCAUUGCCCAAUGAGCGACGAAAUGUACACGAAGUUAGCCUAGCCAUUUAUUGGAAAACGGAAGUGUUAAAAACUGUGUUUAAUCACUCAAAGAAUCUUUGGUGGAUUCUGAUGCCUUUUCCUAGUCAACACCCUUCCACUUUCUUCUACUCGUUUGUAGUGAACAACAGAUAUCUUAAAGGAGAACAUAAUUUGUGGCAAGAUGAGCAAUUUGGACGUGGAAUUGCAUUAUGUGUAGAUAAUGUUUCUGGAGUUCUGAAAACAGAGAACAAACUUGCUUUACUUUCGAUCUAUGAUUUCUUCCUGGAACAAGCAAAGUCAGAUGAAGCACCAACACUGUCAGAGUUGUUAUCCUGGUGCGAAGUGGUUCAUAGAAAAGUUGUUGUGCAGUUAUAUAACAGUGACGGAGUCGUGUUGGACUGGCUGUAUCACCAUAAGCUCGAUUUGUCCAAAGUAGAUUGUGAGAGUACAUUUGUCAAAGUACAUUGUGCUCUGAUGUUCACAAUCAUAGUAAGGUUGGGCCUGGUUGAUAGCGCUGUUGGAAAACUUGGACACAAGUGGUUUCAAAAUCUGCUUCAGCAAGUUAUGCGUGUCAAUCAACAUGAACUUACUACUGGUUUCUUAGAUUUGUUCAAAAGCCUUUGUACAGGAUGGUACUUUCAGUAUCUUGAUGGAGAUACAUACUUUCAUCAAGUCUUCUACUUCUACCCACUUGUACCAUCAAAGAAUUGGAAGAAACUAGAUGGCUUUUCACAAGAUGCUGUUGCUGAGGAUUCCAUAGUAGAAGAGGCCUUUCAAAAAGCAUGUGCUCCAUCUGUGUUGAUCUCUGAUGCAGAUCGCAACGGUGUUAUUAAUACACUUAUUAGUGCACUGCCAACACGCCGUGAUCACCUCUACGUUGAGACCAUACUGCAGUUGAAACAGUGUUUAGAUUCAAUCGACCUAAGACCUCCUAAAGCUCUGACGAAAAUAUGCUGUACAUUCUCAUCCAAGAUUCAUUGCUGGUUGAAACAUUUCCUUAGGGAAAUACCUCCCUCUGCAAUGUUAGAGCUGUAUAAAAAACUAAAGAAACAUAGUCUUGUAGAGCGAAAGACUGAAGACUUCUUUCUAUUGUGUGCAAGUAAUAGUAUCGGCAAGAAUCCAGACUCAAAAGUGGUGCUUGAAUUAAAAACUCUCAUUAAGCUGCUGAAUUGCACUGAUCAUCACUUACGUCUCAAGUUAGUUGUUGACUUGUUUAAUUCACAAUGCGAGUUAUUUUACAAUCUGGCUAUGGACAUACUGAAAAACAUUGCCUUUAACGAAAUUGGUGAUAAGGGGGUAACCAUGGAGAACAUAGCUACUUCUUGGUUUUCAAGUAUUGAAAGCAGGUACCUAGGACAGCCUUUCGGGAAGGAAGUGUUCAUCACCCUGUGCAGAAAACUCGCUGACAUCACUGAACUUCUAUCUGAUGAGAAAGUGAAAGUGUUUCUAACAAAGGAAGUUUCGGAAGUGCUGCGUGACAAAAAGCAAGUGGUAGUACAGACAUUUGCUGACAUGUGUCAACAGAGCUCGGAUGUCCAGAGAUGGUACAAGGACUGUCUGGAGGCUAUCUUCAGUGGGUCUGAAGUGAAAAACCCGGAUGAUCUUCUUGAUUGCAUGCUCCAGUGUGAUGGUCCACUUGAGAUAAAAAGCAAGUUUGCUGCUGAUUGCUACAAAUUCUUUUUGCAUUUGGUGAGUUUCCCUGGUGAGAAGAUCAUGCAAGAAAAGAAAAUCACCUCAAUCUUGAAGAAUCUUAGAUUUUGGCACAAGAUAAUCCUCUGUGAGGGUGACAUGGCAAGUCAUAUUCAUCAAGAACCUGUCACAGUUGUCGUUAAAGAUGCAGUGGUGCAUCUGUUCAAUUGUGCAAAAGAAUUUGAAAUUGAUUUGGAUUUAUGCCAAAAAAUUCUUCGAAUGGAAUCAAAACCAAAAGAGAUGCUGAUUAAAUUGAUCGUUCGCAUACUUCAGGAAAGGAAGGACCGCAAUAUGAAUGUGGAUUCAAGUGAUGUGAAGGGACUUUUGGAUCAACUAUUCAUGAACACACAAUAUAUAAAUUGUCAGUUCUCAGAGAUUGAAACUAUAAUUGUGGACUUUGUACCCAAAAUAAAGUGUGACAUUAUUGUCGAAGGUCUGGCGGAAGCUGAGAAAACUGUUACUGAUCUGAAAAAAUUCUUAAAUCAAGAAAAAUGUAAGAGCUUGAAAGAAGCUAUCAGUUGUGUUAGGAUUCCUGCGGACAAGUACAAUCUCUGUAAUCCUGAUCUACCUAUACUGCUUGAAGUCAUAGAGUCAAUUAUCUAUCAGAGAAUCUGUUGCAGUAUCCUGGACAAAAUGUCCUCACCAGUGCACAUUAAAGACAUUAUCAAGAUAGCAUGUACAGAUGGUUGGGACAAGUAUAGAAGUCUGUUUUUAGUACAAGAUGCAAUCCUCCUUGAAGAUGCUAAAUCCUGGUUGAAAGGUGUUGCCAUAACGGAAGAAAUGGGCAUUGCUUCAAAGGUUUUGAAAGAUCAUCGCUUAGAACGAACCAUGCAGAUAUCUUUCCUAGAUUUCCUUUCACAAUUUGAAAGAAGACAUCAGUGUCUUUCCUGCUUGAAAGAGCUUAUAGUUCAGCUUGGAGUAGAAAAAUUUACCUGCGACGAGUAUGCAGAACUUUGUAACAGGCUUUUAGAUUUCAAGGAAAGUUCAACAGAACAUCCUAUGACAGAAUUGCAAAAGCUCCAUGGAGCCGUAUCUGAAGUCAUUGGAUCUGUUGCACCUAAAGAGUGGGAUGUCAUAGCAGAGAUCAAGUCUGCUUGGCCGAUGUUUUUGUUCAUCAAAGAAAGAAAGAAUGAUGAUUUCAGGUUUCUUAUUGAUGCAGUAGUUGAUGCUGAGCAACAGGUAAAUCCAAAGACUGUCAGAUAUUUUGAUCGCCUUCACCAGUUUGUUAAGUCAAUUGUGAACGAGGAUUAUGGAAAGAACAUUCAGAAAUUCUCACAGAAGCUAUGUUAUGAGAAUGACAAAUCUGGCAAUGAGCUAGCUAUAAUGUUAAAAGAAUGUAGAAAUCAAUUUCAUGACUUGAAGCAACUGUACAACUCGGUGACAAACAAGGAUGUGAUCACAAGACAUGUAGUGCAGCAAACAGUAUGUAGAUCAACCUUUGCUUUCAGCAUGAAAGGUGAUGGCCAUUGUUCUUUUGCAGUAAACUAUCGAGGGCCAAAAAGAGAGAAAGAAGUCACUCAUCAACAGUCACAAAUGGUUGAAUACCGUAGCAGAGCAUUUCUUCUUCAGAGUUCAUCUGAAGGAAAAUAUGUCCCUGAUGCUGAAGAGCAGGCACAAUUGACUGAAAGAUACAAGACCUUUGUUAAGUGUAUUACAGAUGCAGUAGACAUAUGCAAGCUAUGUGCGAAACUCUUCAGUAGUGGCUGCUUUAAUUACCAGACAUUCGAAUGGAAGGCAAAGGUCAAGGAAAGGAAAGAUUCAGAUUUGGAGGAAAAACGCAAAGAUCUUGAAAAGGACUUCAAGAAUUGGAGUUCUAUUCUAGAACAAGCAAGGCUGGAGUACUAUUUCCUUAACUUUGUGUAUGCUGAUCAACUUUGGACAUUGUACAACUUCUUUUCCACUGGAAAACCAACCAGUAAACUCAACGAUAUUUUCAAAUUUAUCAGCCCCCAGGUGGAAGUGAAUAAUGCUGACAUAUGGAAAAAACACCACAUUGAUUGUGAAGAUUCAAAUUGGAAGAAGGUUGUAACAGCAUUAGGGAACAACCUCUGCAAAAUAUUCUCAAAACAAACCUCUCCUUCACAUCCCAUGCCAAAGCCUCCAGAAGAUUCAUUAAAAAUGUCCCAAGGCCAAGAGACUCCCGCAGUAGUAAACCAAGGCGACUUUCUAGUUGUGCGUUUGCAUAAGGACAGUUGCUAUGUUGUGCAAACAAUACUGAACCUGUAUCAACAGACAACUGGACACUAUCCAGAACCUUUUCAGAUUCUAAUGUGUACAUCAGAGACUAGCGAAGAAGAAGUUGGACUUUUUCUUCGAAGAUGCAUCAACAGUUAUUCUGUGAAGCAAGAUGACUGCCUCUUUUGCAUUGCAAACAUCGAACUACUUUCUCAUGAAGUAUUGUUCUCAAUGGUGAAGAAUUUACAAGGAAUUGCUGCUGCAGAAAAGGCAGAGCAACUUUCUCAUCGUCUUGCAGUUGUAUGUAGAGGAGACCCUCAGCAGUCCUUGCUUGUCCAGUUUGCGUCGAAAUGUAGAAUUGUUGGCGUCCUUCCAGUUCCGGUUAUGGAGUCAUUCUUGAAUCAAUUGCAUCCUGACGUCCUGGUAGUGAAUUCAGAGGUCCCUGGACUUGGUAAAACAAACUACAUCCACAAAGUGGCCUUCGACAAAGGUCGACAAAUCCAGACAGUCUUCAUCAGUUCCAAGUUUGAGAAAUCCAAAUUCAUUGAAGAUAUGAGGGAACGUUGUCUACGUGAGGAUGAUGUGCUACAUUUAGAUAUUUCUAGUGUUUCAAAUCCAGCAUUUCUUGAUGAUGAACUGUUCGAAUUUCUUGUAACUGGGAUGCUUUCAUCAGGCACAAUGCUCUUCCACCUGCCAACCAAGCAUGUGAUGAUAGAAGUUGCAAACGCCCAACUAGAGGUCAAAAACAAAAUUGAAUUCCUUAUUAAUGCUCUUUCAUUUACCUCAUGCUUCCCCAAGAAAACACUUAAGUGGGAAAGUUUUUCCAAUUUUGUUGUUAGUAAGUGUGUUUGCAGUCCAGUGCAGACAGUCUGCCACUACUUAGAGGCCUAUGAUUGUGAACGACUAGACACAAAUGAUAUUGCACCUGCUGCACCCUUGGAUCCUUUGCUGUGCAAGAAUUUAUUGCAGAGACAUGUUGGAGAAGCCCUGAAAAAGAAGGGUAUUCGACCUUCAGACAUGUCUUUCAACAUAGUACAAACAUUCUUGUUUAUGCUUGCGGUGCAGCUGAAGAGGCUGUCUUCCAGUGUAUAUUUCCAGAUUGCAGCCCUGAAGGUGACAGGAAAUGGACAGUCAGAUAUUAAAUCAAAGUUGUUUGAUGCUCUCACUGAUGUUGUUGCUGACUUUGCCGUACGCUCUGUCAAGUCCUCAAGCGAGUUUCAGAGAACCUCCCAAGGUUUGGUCACCGGUGAAGAUACAGAGGGCGUGUCUUAUGAUAAAUCAGUUGAUAAUAGAUUCAGAGGAAUGAUUCACUGGUCGGAAUCCAACCAUUUGAUGGUACUCUUCCAUGAUCAGGAUCCAGAUACAAUCUCUCCCAUAUACUAUGAUCUGAAGGAUGUCCCUAGUGGUAUAAAAGACCUAUUUGACAACCUCAAUGCACCUCUACAAGAUUUCUCAUCACUAUCCCCAGAUGAGCUAUUGAGACUUCUGAAGAAACUCGUGUAUGACAGUACUUCACCAUUUCAGGAAGAAACGUUCGCUAAAAUGCUUGAAAAGUAUGCUCUUACAGCUGAUAAUUUUCAGAAGAUGGUCUUGAUAAAGUGGAAGAUAAAUGCAGGUAUACCUGUUGUUAUUAUGGGUGACACUGGCUGUGGUAAAACAAGUCUGAUUCAGUUUCUUGCUGAUAUAUGUGGUAUCGAUUUUGCAAUCUAUGGAUUACAUGCUGGGAUAACAGAAGACAACAUAUUGAAGACAGUUAAAAAUCAAAAUGACAAAGCGAUGAAACAGCUCCACAGGCAGUUCUGGCUGCUGCUGGAUGAAAUAAACACCUGUGAUUAUCUUGGUCUCCUAAAUGAAAUCCUUUGUUCCCAUACUAUUAAAGGCACUCCACUGGCACCAAAUCUAGUGUUCAUGGCUGCAUGCAACCCCUACUGUUUGAGGAAAAAGAAGAACAUUUUUACCAGUGGCUUGGAAGACAAAAAUAUUUUUGAUGCUAGGUCCCCCUUGGUGUAUCGUGUCCAUCCACUACCAGAAGGGAUGAUUGACUAUGUAUGGGAUUUCGGUUUUCUGCCAUCAACUGAUGAGAAAAAAUACAUAGAGAAGAUGAUGACCAACACGCUCCAAACGGUUGAUUUAAAAAUGAAAACAGAAGUUCUGUGCUUUGCACAGAAGUUCUUACGGGAGAAGGAGGGCAGCAGAUGGUGUGUUAGUUUGAGAGAUGUUCGUAGAUGUCAAUAUCUUAUGAACUGGUUCCACAAGAUGUAUAAAACAAGAAGAGAAACAAAUCCAAAUUAUGAGGUGGACAUCAUCGAAAUAAGAUCACUCCUCCUUGCUGUCAGUUUCUGCUACCUAUCCAGACUGGGCGAUAGAAAGGAAAGGAAUGCAUUCGAACAGGGAUUGAUGGAAAAGGUGCAGUACAGAGAUAUCAAAGGUCUUAUACAUAAAGAACAACUCCAAAUCUUGAAAUGUAUGGACCUCCAGCGGGGAAUUGCAAAAAAUGAAGCUCUGCUUGAAAAUGUGUUCGUGAUGUUUGUGUGCAUUAUUGCCAAGCUUCCUCUGUUUGUGGUUGGAAAACCUGGGUCGAGUAAGUCUUUAUCUAUGCAGAUACUUCGAAACAGCCUCAGGGGAUCACACUCGGCAGACAGCUACCUGAAGACCUUGCCAUCAUUGUAUAUUGUCUCUUGCCAAGGGUCUGAAUCUUUGGUUUCUGCAGACAUUUCCAAGGUUUUUGACAAGGCAUUAGAAUAUAAUGAACAGAACAAGAAGGUCAGUACAGGAACUGAAGACGAGCUCUUACCAGUUGUGUUACUGGAUGAGGUUGGUUUGGCAGAAUGUUCUCCGCACAACCCUCUCAAAGUUCUACAUUCUCUAUUAGAGCCAGGAAAAAGUGAGUUCCCAGAUGUUGCAGUGGUUGGAAUAUCUAAUUGGGCGUUAGAUGCCAGCAAGAUGAACAGAGCAAUUCAUUUGUCCAGACCAGAUUUGGAUAAGGAUGGUCUCUAUGAAACAGGCACAACAAUUGGAAAUGACUUUGCAAAGCAAGGCCAAACAUUACCAGAUAAUUUUGAAAAUGUUAUAAAAUCUGUGGCAUAUGCUUACUUCGAGUACUUGGUGAAGCAAAAAGACAAAAGUCAGUCUAAACGUAAUUUCCAUGGUCUUCGUGACUUCUACUCUCUGGUCAAAUACCUUUGUCGUCCUCUUUGUGAAUGUGAAGAUAAGUCGAAGCUCAUGGAUCCAGUGAGAAUUGUGAAAGGAAUAUUGCGGAACUUCGGUGGUUUCACUACAGUUUCUGAUAGAAAUGAGAUACUGAAAUAUUUCAUGAAACAUCUGAAGGAACACUUGCCUGGUAUUGAACUCUUCACAGCACAGACCCUUGAGCUGAUUCAGGAAAACUUAUCUGACCAGCAGUCAAGGCACCUGCUUUUGCUGUCUAGUGGUGACUCUGCUUUGAGUGUCAUACAGAAUCAACUUACAGCCCAAAAAAUAAACCACAAUGUGAUUUUUGGGAGCAAGUUCAAAGAUGACCAGAACUCUGAAGAUUACCAUUGCAGGAAACUUAGUGAGAUAAUACUAUGUAUGGAGCAAGGAACUGUGCUGGUCUUGAAGGAUCUAGACAGUGUCUAUGGCAGUUUGUAUGACAUGCUUAAUCAGAACUAUAGUACCAUUGGUGAGAAGCAGAUCUGUCGUGUUGCAAGAGGUGCCUUCAGUAAUCCUAUAUGCGAAGUUCACAAAAAAUUCAAGUGCAUUGUUCUCAUUGAUGUUGAGAAAGUUGAUUACACUGAUCCACCGUUCCUGAACCGCUUUGAAAAACAAGUAUUGAACAUCAUAGAUUUGUUGAAUGAAGAGGAAAACAAUCUGAAGAAGGAGCUGACCAAAUGGACUUCGGAUCAUGCCUCCAUUCAUGGCUUUGGAAAACACAUAAAUUCCUUUAUCUUGAACCAUCAUAAGGAGCUUAUUCCUUCACUUGUCCUUCGCGAUCGCUCAACAGAUAAUACUUCUUUGCAAAUGAAGACAGAACUAUUGCUACUUGCACUUCCUGAUGCGGUCAUGAGGCUCUCAAAAUGUGCUGCAACAGAAAAUUUCAUGGAUACACAGAAAAACUACUUUGACUUACCCACCCAUUGUGGUCUGAAAGGACUGAUUGAAUCUGUAGAAUCCCAAAGCGAUUCUGCUAACCUUCAUAGAAGUGCCUGGAACAGUGAAGUUGGAUUUAGGUUAGUAGUUUUCACACAUAGCAACAUCUAUACGGAGAUAGCAGAGUGUCUUGAAAGAUCGUCUUCUUUCCAAGUGGAAAAACUUGGAGCAAUCAAAGCGGAAAAACAAUUGGAAGCUAUAGUUAGGAACUUUUGGCUGGAUGAAACCAAAACGAUGUUCUUCUUGCAGUGUCGAUUAAAUAGUGAUACAUCCCAUCUCAUCUUGGCAAGAAGUUUGAUUGAGAAUAUAUCCCAGGAAAAGAUGAAAAAACACAUGAAGAAGAAUUUCUGCAUCAUUGUCCAUGUCGAUCGGAAUGACAGUAGGAUUCAGACAGAGACUCACUGCUCUGUAUUCAAUUAUCUAACAGGCUGGCAGCUUGUUACACUUGAAUCACUGGAAGUCCUGGAAUGUUCCCUACAAAAGCUGUCGAGUAUGAGUGUAGUUGAUGUGGUCAAAAGCAACUUUUUCAAACUGGAUAUGGUGAUAAAGGAUCAACUGCUCCAUGCCUUUCUCUCUGUUCGUUACACAGGAAAUGGGAGAUCUCCGAAAAAUCUCAAUGAAUUGAUUCUGGACAUAAUCAAAUGCCAACCUCUGAGCUCGCAGUUGGAAAAUGCGGUUUUGAAGAAACUGCAGAUGAGAGAAGAAAACAUGAGGAAGUCAUCAAUGACUGAUAGCAACAACUGGGUUGUCGCAAUUGCUUGCGACAGCAUUUUAAUUGCUGAAUCGCAGACGUUGUUUGACACUCUGAAAGGCUCUAUCACUCGCAAAGUAAAGAGUGUUUUAAAUGCAACCAUUUUCAACAUUGAAAAACUACAUGCAUGGAUAUGUGUUUACACCAAUGACACAGAUUUACGAGAUGUUUGGAUUCAGUUGUUUCAGAACAAAGACAUCUUUGCGAUUCCAAAGGAACAGAUAACAUGUUCUCCAGGUGAUUUCUUUACUGUCAGUGGAAAACCGAUGGAUUUGCAAUUUCCAUUUAGUUUCGUGUUCUGGGCCAAUCUAGAAAAGAAGAUUCACAGUACAUUCACAGCAGAGAUCAAGAAAUAUGCGCAUCUUGAUGAAAACCUUGAUGAUGCAAAUGAAUUAAAAAGCCAUGUCUGGAGAGAAUUGACCAACAAGUACAGGGAUAUAUUUGAUGGAUGUCUAAACUCUGUCAGAUACAAGAAUACUCUAGAACGUUAUCUGAACUGCUUCAUCGAUGACAUAUGUUUGAUCUACACUGGGUCUCUCCCCAUCAAUAUUCCAAAAGAGUUAAGAUUGAGACUCAUCAAACGUCUGAUACAAGUGGAAAAGAUAGAAGAUUUCCAUGUUGAUGAACCUACCUGGUCACAAUGUGCAUCAGUUUGUUUGGAAUUUCUCUUCAGGCUGUGGCACAGCGCUACGCUCGUGUUUGAUACACUGCAUAUGCUAGAUGCUUGCAUACUAGUUGGCCAAGAGCAUAUCAUUAAAACUCUCCUAACUGAUGUCAAUGAUGGGUCCCCAUCAGGAAGUUUAUCAAGCCACCAAUCCUUGGGAACUUCCUCAGAAUCCAGUAUUUCAACUGGAACCUAUUCUAAGACAUCCGAUUCUACACAAGGUGGAAUUGAUGAUCUGGUGGAAGGAGAAAACAAUGUGUACAAGAACACAAGCAGUGAUCUGCCUGAGCUCUCGCCAAGUAAACAAGCAUUUAAACACUCUACAGACAUGUCAGAAAAUAAGAGAUUGUUUACUGACCAAUUGGUAAAUGAAGUGUGCCUAAAAUUCAUGCCCACACGACAGUUACUUGAGCAAUGCAAAGGAAUCAGAUCUUGGCAAAAUCAGACUGGCAAAAUCCUCUCGGUAGCAAGCAGAAUAGGAUGGUCUGUUCCAGCACUACACAUGCUCCGUGUAUGUAAUGACUUUGCCUCCUUACUUGUGAUUAUUCAUCACCCUGUCCAAGAACCUCUGGUGAGACUGGCAGAAAAGGCUAUUAAGGAUGAAGCUCAAAGUUUAGGAAGUGAGGAGUUGUAUGAGCUCAUAGAAUGUUUACUGCAGACACUUAAAUCCUCAACCAACUUGGAAGGCAUCCAUCGAUUCCGAUGCUUGUACUUCGGACGUUGUUUGGAUGCCCGAGAUGACUCUAAGAUGCUUGCAGCUAUCCUUAGAUACACACUGAAUAGAGAGUUUCAAGUGAACUAUUUUGGACCUGUUUUGUACAGAUGUAUUAAACCAUUUGAAUCAGUUCUUUGUGAUGUAGAUGCAGUGAUCAACGACCGAAAUUAUCUUGAUGAACAUUCUACUCUCCAAGCCAUGGAUAGCCACCUUGCACUAGUAAAGCUAUCAGAAGAAAACAGUCCUGGGAUGCAAUUUGCCGUUCUUUGCUGUGAUUUCAUGGAAUAUGCAGUUAUGCAGAGUGAUGACAUGAAGUUAAAUCCAGAGGAUUUGAUGCGCAUUUCUUCUGAGAAUGAUUCUUUGAAUGUGUUGCUCUCGAAGAUAGCUGAGGUCUUGUAUGAUGCUAAGGAAUGCUCAUUGAAAUUCAUAUGUUGUGUAGCAUUUGCACGUGUAUUUCUCCGAGCAGUAGCUGAAAUGCUGAGUGGUGAUUCAGUAGAGAUUGAACAUGAAGGGACAAGAGGUCUUGUUCACAGUGCAUCCAAAUUGUUCUAUACCGAAGAAGAUUGCAUGAAGGAACGCAUCCAUUUCACCACCGGCUACAUUCUUCGGGCUCUCUAUGAUUCAUCUGACUAUGAUCAUCUACAGAAAGUGUGCUCUCAAAAUCUGAAAAGCAACAUAGCUGCCAUAGAAUCAAUGGAAUGGCCGGAUGAUGCGGGAUGGAAUAUCAUUGGAUUCAAUCCAUUCACGAACUUGCCAUUUGACAAAGAAGCUACAGAGGCAUUGGACAGUUUAGUCCACCAUGACCAUGAUACUCGUCAUAUGAAGGAAUACCUCAGUGAUUCUAAUCCUGACAAAAAAGAGUCUUUACUCUCCAUAUUGAUGGAAAGGAUGUACUUAAGUCGCAGAAAGAUUCCGCCAACUGAGGAUGAGAAAGAGGCAGCACGACUGCUUGAAGAGUUGAUGAGGGAACAUGACCUACCCAUAUCCUAUCAAAUUGUAGCUAACUGUCUUACAGGGCAUGUCAGCUGUAAACAACUAGAAGUUACUGCAAACAUAAAAGAAUUGAGAAUUAAGGUGCUCUGGUUGCAUGUUCUGAGCAUCAUUGUUUCCCGGGACAGUUUCCUUGCUUUACUUGCAAAUGAUCCUGCCAGAAGUAACAAUUUUUUCCUCGGAAUGUUCGGUGCAUUGAAAAACAAACAGGAAGAGGUCACCAACAUGUUCAAUGCCACAUGUAAUAAAUGUGGCUGCUACACCGUUAGUAAAGAGAAAUUGAUGAAAUGUCCACGCUGCCACUCCCAAGAUGAUUUUAAAAAAAACACUGUUAUACCACAUGUCGAUCAAAUCACGAGUGAUGGCUUGGAUGACCAAUUUGUCACAGGCUGCUUCUCACCAAGAGCAUGGAGGACCACCCGUAUCAUCAUCAAUGGUUGUUUGUUAGGGGCUUUAGUCGUAGGUAUAUGCAAUGCAGUUCAGGUACCGAGUAUCAUUGGAGAGGAUGAAGAGGCAAUGAUUAAUAACUUCAAGCAUGACGUUAAUGCUUUGAAACGGAUUCUGAAUACAGGAGACAGGACAGUGUUUUCCUUCCUUCACAAGGCUGUAUGUUGUUUCAAGGAUACUGGAGUAGAGGUUUUGGAAAACAGCAAGGCUUUUGCAACAUUUGAAAAGGAGACCACUUCAGUCAUGGAACGUUGGAACUUUAAAGAAAUAGAAAUGUACAAUAAAUCAUUGCCUAUUCUUGAUCUUGUCAUGGAAAUCGAAAGUCUGACUGGUGCAUAUCAACAUUUCAUGAGAGUUACACCAAACCGAACAUUUGCGGGGGUUCUGACUGAAUUGUUACGAAGGAACCAUCAAAAAAGUGGUCAACACAAAAUCCUCAGAGUAAUUGUGAGGAACAAAAAUAGUAUAGAUCUCUUGAAGUUUCUGCAUCCCCUUGUAAGCUGGACCAUGGGUAUAGAAAAGGAAAUGGGACAUCGUAUCAACAGAGCAGAUGCAGCAAAGAAAUCGGUGGAUGAACUGCUUGAGGGGGCCGACAAGGACUUGGUAGAAGAACUCGGCAACAAGUUGAGGAAAUUCCGCGAGGCAUGGAAGAAUUUAGUUAAAAUGAAACCCAUCAUUGCAAAAAUGAAGCCAGAUUUGGCAGAUCGCAUGAACCAAGUUGACUUGACACAAAAGCUGGACCAGUAUGUUGUGGAUAGUGAGACUUCUGCACUCUACAUGAUGAUACAAUUCUUGGUUCAGUUACAAAAUAAUCUUAUUACUGAAAUAAUGCAGAUGUCAGCAGUGUCUGAACAAGCUAGCAAUGUUCCAUUCAUGUACCACUCUUCCGAAACAAUCAUUGUACCACUUGUUCCAGUUGAAGAUGUUUCUGAAAAGGAUGUCAUUGGUUCAGGAGAAGGACAAUUUGAGAAGGUUCUGUUCCUGAGUGAGUCUGAUCCACGAUAUGGGCAUGGAAUGCAGUGCUCAUAUGAUCUUGACAAAGUUGAAUUCACCUUGGCGCGAGACCUCUUUUUUGGCAAGUGUUUCCUGCAAACAGAGGGUCGACUUCCACUGUUCAUGUAUAAAGAAGAAUUGUUCUUUUCAUGUGAGACGUUGCUUUUUGACAUCCACAACCAUAUUCAGCAGACCGAGUUGGAUGAAAAUAUCAAGCAUGGGUUGAAAUCUGAUUUAGAAAAAAGUCCAUACCUAGUGCGUGAUAUGCUAAUGAAUUUAGAAAUAGUACUAACACUGCUAAAGAAAACAGGUGGUACUCCAAAGCAACUACUGGUGUCAUAUGUGAAGAUUUGGAUGAACUCUGCAAUCAGUACAUUCCUUUCUAAGCUCCUGAUUCAAACUAAGGACACUAUUGCACUUUGCCACAUCAGUGAGCUUUACGAGUAUUAUGAACUGAUCUAUGCCUCCACAACAAUCGAAAAUUUACCACGCGAUAGAUUUUGCUUAAAUUCUGGAGAAGAAGUGAGGAAACUUGUCCGUGACUGCUUUCCAAAGUUGCAAGACCUACAUAUCAAGCAAGAGGACUUUGUGAAUGCCAUGAAGCGUUAUAUCGUGAGGUACAUUCGAGCAAGAAUUUCAACAUUGACAGGAAGUCAACUAGAAACGCCCCUACAAGAUGUGCUGCUUACAAAGAAAACAUUGUGGCCAAGAGAACCAUUCCACCAAAAUGGCUUUGACUGGGAGCAGUUAAAAGAAGUCAUUCCACGAGAGCUAUUGGUCCGGCAGGUUGGAGAAAUCAUCAAGGAAUGUGAUAAAUUCUUGAAGGAUUCACGAAAGAAAGCAGACCUUGUUGCUGGAUGGAUGCCUGGUGCAAGGUCAGUCGAUGGGGCCAAGAAAAAGAAAUCAACGAAAGUUGACAUGUAACACAACAACCGUUGCCCAAAUAUGCAAACCAUCCUCAGGCAGAUUGAUAUUAUGGUUAACAGGCACUAGUUAAGAGAAGGAAAAAAGACUUUGACACUUAAAUUGAGUAUUGACAGUAGAGAUUCUAAUGACUGUUUGGUCUCAGACAAAAUUAUGUCUUCAUGCCCAGGUUGUGUCAAGAAGUGCAUCAAACAUUCUCUAAGUUGUAGCUUUUUCUAGUGUAUAUUUGAUUGACUCUCAAUGUACUUAUAGCUCAUGAUUGAGGGAUGAUGAUUUGCCAAACAUGUAUAGCAGCUUCCCUAUGAACCAAAUUUCCUGCUAAAUAUUUGGACAAGAACAUAACUUUUGAACUGAUCAGUAAAGAUCGAACUAAAGUUUAAACAAUGGGCUAAAAAUGCUGCGAAGUAAGAUAUGCAGUUUAGCACACUAUCAGCUAAGAGAAAGUGGUACUGAUUUUUAUGCAUGCCACCUAUUAUUUUAAUGGCUUAUCAUCAAUCCUUGAUUAUAUCCAGAGGACUUAUAGUACUUCCAGUCGUUCGCAGGUAUGAAAUAUACCAACAUAUUAUUCCCUGGUGUAUAGUUUAGAGUUAUUUCAAUUUAUUUUAUGAAUAUGUAUGUCGUCAUGUUGUACAGUAGCAGAUCAGUUUGUUACUGAAACUUAAUUUGCUGUUAUUUUUAUCAGAAGUGUGUAUAUUACUUAUUUCGAGGCUUUUGUAUAUAUAUGAUCAAAUAUGUAUGUAGAAUUGUCACAAUUCGACAAUGUCUUUGGUGGUAUUUGGUAGUAAGAUAAACCGGUGCAGUAAUACUUGUGAUCAAUCUUGGACAAAUUUAGAUUAACUUUUCAUCAUAUAAAGAUGAAUGAUGAAACUAUGAUUGAAAUCUUCUCUUCUGUACUUGCCUUAAGAACAGUCGUUUAUGGCUUCUAUUGAAUGUACAUAUGUAUUUCGGUGGUUUGUGAUAUUUAUACAUUUAAAAAGUAAAACUCUGAACGAAGUUUUAAGUUGUAUACUCGUAGAAAGAUUUUCAAAACCUGAGCAGAAUGCUCAGCUUAAAAAAACUAUCUUAAAUACCAUGCCCUUCAGUCAUGUGCGCCCUUGUUGGCUUGCAUAAUUCACCUAAUCCAAACCAUUGCUAUAUUGGUUUGUGCAAAUGACUGGACAUGUAUUUUUAAAAGGUGAACUGCACGAGUUCCCAAGCUUGGUUGUUGUGUAUAUUUGCAGUUGUUGCAGUACAUAUGUAUUAAAAUGUGUUUUUGCUUUGUCAUUUCGUGUAUUCUUUUCUAAUUGUGAAAAGCAUCAUGAGUUAAGAUUUAAGUGUUAUCAUGGUCAUCAUAAUAUCAUAGGUAGUAAAAUAUUUUUUGUCUGUAAAAAGAAUUGACCAGUAUUGGUCAUGUAUAUAUGCAUGUAGCCUUUACUUAUUACUUCACUACCAGUAUAUCACUCAUGUAUAUACCCAUAUAUCUUUUAAAAACUAAAAAAUAACUUAGCAGAAUGUUCAGUGGAAAAAAUAUAAAAAUCUCUCUCUUGAAUACUUUGCCCUUGAGUCAUGUGUGCCCUUGUUGGUUUACAUGAUUCACCUAAUCCAAACCAUUGCUAUUAUGGUUAGUGCAAGUGACUGGGAAAGUUUUUUUUAUGUGAGGAACUACAUGAGUUCCUACAUAUGUUUUUUGGCUCAGCAAUCUGAUGCAAUAUGAUCAACUAAUGCUGUAUUAUCAUUGUUAUCAUGAAUGUACUUUAAUUAUAGUCUAGCAUUUUAUCUGGUAAUAUAUAAUUAUAUUUCGGCAAUUAGUGCAUUGUAUUAUAUAUCCUUGUGUGAAAUUUUGUGAUUGAUAUGAUAUAUGGAAAAAAGUUCUAGGUUUUUUUUGUAGUUUUAGUCAGAUUCCCUUUCUUAAUCUUUUGAUUGGGAAUCAAUAUUCCUACUUCAUGAUAAUUAUACUAUAUCGUACGUAUAGUCGUCUAAUCAUUAUGAAUCUAUAUUCCAAAAACACAAAAAACUCGUCAGAAAAAAAAACAAAUUCGGUUUUUAAAUAUAUUGCCCUUGAGUCAUCUGCGCCCUUGUUGGUGUACAUGAUUCACCUAAUCCAAAUCUUUGCUAUUUUGGUUUGUGCAACUGACUGGGCGAUUAUUUCUAAGGGGGAACUACAUGAGUUCCCAGGUUGUAGUGGUUGGUGUACAAAAUUUAUAUUUUUUAGUUGUGGUCGUACCUGUAUCGGUUGUACAUGACACAUGUACAUGUACUAUAAAAAUGACUGCUAUUGUGUAAUUUUCAUAUUCUUUUUGUUUCAUUUGUGUGUCAAUAAUGGAGAGUUUAGUGUAACAGUCCAUAUUUCUUUUGAGAGUAGGAUUUUUUAACUGUAUGUUAGAUUGUAGGUGCCGAUUUAAGUUUCCGGGUUGUAUACAUUUUUUAAAGGAGCUUAAAAAAUCUGUAGAGUAGGCCUGUAUCGGUAAUGUCUCUAUACUUGUUUAUUGUACCUAGAGCUUCAUUAUAGUAACUUGUAGUGUACGCAUAGAAAGAUUUUUUAAACCUGAGCAGAAUGCUCAGUAAAAAACAAAAACUAUCUUAAAUACCAUGCCCUUGAGUCAUGUGCGCCCUUGUUGGCUUGCAUGAUUCACCUAAUCCAAACCAUUGCUAUAUUGGUUUGUGCAAAUGACUGGACAUGUAUUUUUAAAAGGUGAACUGCACGAGUUCCCAAGCUUGGUUGUUGUGUAUAUUUGCAGUUGUUGCAGUACAUAUGUAUUAAAAUGUGUUUUUGCUUUGUCAUUUCGUGUAUUCUUUUCUAAUUGUGAAAAGCAUCAUGAGUUAAGAUUUAAGUGUUAUCAUGGUCAUCAUAAUAUCAUAGGUAGUAAAAUAUUUUUUGUCUGUAAAAAGAAUUGACCAGUAUUGAUCAUGUAUAUAUGCAUGUAGCCUUUACUUAUUACUUCACUACCAGUAUAUCACUCAUGUAUAUACCCAUAUAUCUUUUAAAAACUAAAAAAUAACUGAGCAGAAUGUUCAGUGGAAAAAAUAUAAAAAUCUCUCUCGUGAAUACUUUGCCCUUGAGUCAUGUGUGCCCUUGUUGGUUUACAUGAUUCACCUAAUCCAAACCAUUGCUAUUAUGGUUAGUGCAAGUGACUGGGAAAGUUUUUUUUAUGUGAGGAACUACAUGAGUUCCUACAUAUGUUUUUUGGCUCAGCAAUCUGAUGCAAUAUGAUCAACUAAUGCUGUAUUAUCAUUGUUAUCAUGAAUGUACUUUAAUUAUAGUCUAGCAUUUCAUCUGGUAAUAUAUAAUUAUAUUUCGGCAAUUAGUGCAUUGUAUUAUAUAUCCUUGUGUGAAAUUUUGUGAUUGAUAUGAUAUAUGGAAAAAAGUUCUAGGUUUUUUUUGUAGUUUUAGUCAGAUUCCCUUUCUUAAUCUUUUGAUUGGGAAUCAAUAUUCCUACUUCAUGAAAAUUAUACUAUAUCGUACGUAUAGUCGUCUAAUCAUUAUGAAUCUAUAUUCCAAAAACACAAAAAACUCGUCAGAAAAAAAAACAAAUUCGGUUUUUAAAUAUAUUGCCCUUGAGUCAUCUGCGCCCUUGUUGGUGUACAUGAUUCACCUAAUCCAAAUCUUUGCUAUUUUGGUUUGUGCAACUGACUGGGCGAUUAUUUCUAAGGGGGAACUACAUGAGUUCCCAGGUUGUAGUAGUUGGUGUACAAAAUUUAUAUUUUUUAGUUGUGGUCGUACCUGUAUCGGUCGUACAUGACACAUGUACAUGUACUAUAAAAAUGACUGCUAUUGUGUAAUUUUCAUAUUCUUUCUGUUUCAUUUGUGUGUCAAUAAUGGAGAGUUUAGUGUAACAGUCCAUAUUUCUUUUGAGAGUAGGAUUUUUUAACUGUAUGUUAGAUUGUAGGUGCCGAUUUAAGUUUCCGGGUUGUAUACAUUUUUUAAAGGAGCUUAAAAAAUCUGUAGAGUAGGCCUGUAUCGGUAAUGUCUCUAUACUUGUUUAUUGUACCUAGAGCUUCAUUAUAGUAACUUGUAGUGUACGCAUAGAAAGAUUUUUUAAACCUGAGCAGAAUGCUCAGUAAAAAACAAAAACUAUCUUAAAUACCAUGCCCUUGAGUCAUGUGCGCCCUUGUUGGCUUGCAUGAUUCACCUUAUCCAAACCAUUGCUAUAUUGGUUUGUGCAAAUGACUGGACAUGUAUUUUUAAAAGGUGAACUGCACGAGUUCCCAAGCUUGGUUGUUGUGUAUAUUUGCAGUUGUUGCAGUACAUAUGUAUUAAAAUGUGUUUUUGCUUUGUCAUUUCGUGUAUUCUUUUCUAAUUGUGAAAAGCAUCAUGAGUUAAGAUUUAAGUGUUAUCAUGGUCAUCAUAAUAUCAUAGGUAGUAAAAUAUAUUUUGUCUGUAAAAAGAAUUGACCAGUAUUGAUCAUGUAUAUAUGCAUGUAGCCUUUACUUAUUACUUCACUACCAGUAUAUCACUCAUGUAUAUACCCAUAUAUCUUUUAAAAACUAAAAAAUAACUGAGCAGAAUGUUCAGUGGAAAAAAUAUAAAAAUCUCUCUCUUGAAUACUUUGCCCUUGAGUCAUGUGUGCCCUUGUUGGUUUACAUGAUUCACCUAAUCCAAACCAUUGCUAUUAUGGUUAGUGCAAGUGACUGGGAAAGUUUUUUUUAUGUGAGGAACUACAUGAGUUCCUACAUAUGUUUUUUGGCUCAGCAAUCUGAUGCAAUAUGAUCAACUAAUGCUGUAUUAUCAUUGUUAUCAUGAAUGUACUUUAAUUAUAGUCUAGCAUUUUAUCUGGUAAUAUAUAAUUAUAUUUCGGCAAUUAGUGCAUUGUAUUAUAUAUCCUUGUGUGAAAUUUUGUGAUUGAUAUGAUAUAUGGAAAAAAGUUCUAGGUUUUUUUUGUAGUUUUAGUCAGAUUCCCUUUCUUAAUCUUUUGAUUGGGAAUCAAUAUUCCUACUUCAUGAUAAUUAUACUAUAUCGUACGUAUAGUCGUCUAAUCAUUAUGAAUCUAUAUUCCAAAAACACAAAAAACUCGUCAGAAAAAAAAACAAAUUCGGUUUUUAAAUAUAUUGCCCUUGAGUCAUCUGCGCCCUUGUUGGUGUACAUGAUUCACCUAAUCCAAAUCUUUGCUAUUUUGGUUUGUGCAACUGACUGGGCGAUUAUUUCUAAGGGGGAACUACAUGAGUUCCCAGGUUGUAGUGGUUGGUGUACAAAAUUUAUAUUUUUUAGUUGUGGUCGUACCUGUAUCGGUUGUACAUGACACAUGUACAUGUACUAUAAAAAUGACUGCUAUUGUGUAAUUUUCAUAUUCUUUUUGUUUCAUUUGUGUGUCAAUAAUGGAGAGUUUAGUGUAACAGUCCAUAUUUCUUUUGAGAGUAGGAUUUUUUAACUGUAUGUUAGAUUGUAGGUGCCGAUUUAAGUUUCCGGGUUGUAUACAUUUUUUAAAGGAGCUUAAAAAAUCUGUAGAGUAGGCCUGUAUCGGUAAUGUCUCUAUACUUGUUUAUUGUACCUAGAGCUUCAUUAUAGUAACUUGUAGUGUACGCAUAGAAAGAUUUUUUAAACCUGAGCAGAAUGCUCAGUAAAAAACAAAAACUAUCUUAAAUACCAUGCCCUUGAGUCAUGUGCGCCCUUGUUGGCUUGCAUGAUUCACCUAAUCCAAACCAUUGCUAUAUUGGUUUGUGCAAAUGACUGGACAUGUAUUUUUAAAAGGUGAACUGCACGAGUUCCCAAGCUUGGUUGUUGUGUAUAUUUGCAGUUGUUGCAGUACAUAUGUAUUAAAAUGUGUUUUUGCUUUGUCAUUUCGUGUAUUCUUUUCUAAUUGUGAAAAGCAUCAUGAGUUAAGAUUUAAGUGUUAUCAUGGUCAUCAUAAUAUCAUAGGUAGUAAAAUAUUUUUUGUCUGUAAAAAGAAUUGACCAGUAUUGAUCAUGUAUAUAUGCAUGUAGCCUUUACUUAUUACUUCACUACCAGUAUAUCACUCAUGUAUAUACCCAUAUAUCUUUUAAAAACUAAAAAAUAACUGAGCAGAAUGUUCAGUGGAAAAAAUAUAAAAAUCUCUCUCGUGAAUACUUUGCCCUUGAGUCAUGUGUGCCCUUGUUGGUUUACAUGAUUCACCUAAUCCAAACCAUUGCUAUUAUGGUUAGUGCAAGUGACUGGGAAAGUUUUUUUUAUGUGAGGAACUACAUGAGUUCCUACAUAUGUUUUUUGGCUCAGCAAUCUGAUGCAAUAUGAUCAACUAAUGCUGUAUUAUCAUUGUUAUCAUGAAUGUACUUUAAUUAUAGUCUAGCAUUUCAUCUGGUAAUAUAUAAUUAUAUUUCGGCAAUUAGUGCAUUGUAUUAUAUAUCCUUGUGUGAAAUUUUGUGAUUGAUAUGAUAUAUGGAAAAAAGUUCUAGGUUUUUUUUGUAGUUUUAGUCAGAUUCCCUUUCUUAAUCUUUUGAUUGGGAAUCAAUAUUCCUACUUCAUGAAAAUUAUACUAUAUCGUACGUAUAGUCGUCUAAUCAUUAUGAAUCUAUAUUCCAAAAACACAAAAAACUCGUCAGAAAAAAAAACAAAUUCGGUUUUUAAAUAUAUUGCCCUUGAGUCAUCUGCGCCCUUGUUGGUGUACAUGAUUCACCUAAUCCAAAUCUUUGCUAUUUUGGUUUGUGCAACUGACUGGGCGAUUAUUUCUAAGGGGGAACUACAUGAGUUCCCAGGUUGUAGUGGUUGGUGUACAAAAUUUAUAUUUUUUAGUUGUGGUCGUACCUGUAUCGGUCGUACAUGACACAUGUACAUGUACUAUAAAAAUGACUGCUAUUGUGUAAUUUUCAUAUUCUUUCUGUUUCAUUUGUGUGUCAAUAAUGGAGAGUUUAGUGUAACAGUCCAUAUUUCUUUUGAGAGUAGGAUUUUUUAACUGUAUGUUAGAUUGUAGGUGCCGAUUUAAGUUUCCGGGUUGUAUACAUUUUUUAAAGGAGCUUAAAAAAUCUGUAGAGUAGGCCUGUAUCGGUAAUGUCUCUAUACUUGUUUAUUGUACCUAGAGCUUCAUUAUAGUAACUUGUAGUGUACGCAUAGAAAGAUUUUUUAAACCUGAGCAGAAUGCUCAGUAAAAAACAAAAACUAUCUUAAAUACCAUGCCCUUGAGUCAUGUGCGCCCUUGUUGGCUUGCAUGAUUCACCUUAUCCAAACCAUUGCUAUAUUGGUUUGUGCAAAUGACUGGACAUGUAUUUUUAAAAGGUGAACUGCACGAGUUCCCAAGCUUGGUUGUUGUGUAUAUUUGCAGUUGUUGCAGUACAUAUGUAUUAAAAUGUGUUUUUGCUUUGUCAUUUCGUGUAUUCUUUUCUAAUUGUGAAAAGCAUCAUGAGUUAAGAUUUAAGUGUUAUCAUGGUCAUCAUAAUAUCAUAGGUAGUAAAAUAUAUUUUGUCUGUAAAAAGAAUUGACCAGUAUUGAUCAUGUAUAUAUGCAUGUAGCCUUUACUUAUUACUUCACUACCAGUAUAUCACUCAUGUAUAUACCCAUAUAUCUUUUAAAAACUAAAAAAUAACUGAGCAGAAUGUUCAGUGGAAAAAAUAUAAAAAUCUCUCUCUUGAAUACUUUGCCCUUGAGUCAUGUGUGCCCUUGUUGGUUUACAUGAUUCACCUAAUCCAAACCAUUGCUAUUAUGGUUAGUGCAAGUGACUGGGAAAGUUUUUUUUAUGUGAGGAACUACAUGAGUUCCUACAUAUGUUUUUUGGCUCAGCAAUCUGAUGCAAUAUGAUCAACUAAUGCUGUAUUAUCAUUGUUAUCAUGAAUGUACUUUAAUUAUAGUCUAGCAUUUCAUCUGGUAAUAUAUAAUUAUAUUUCGGCAAUUAGUGCAUUGUAUUAUAUAUCCUUGUGUGAAAUUUUGUGAUUGAUAUGAUAUAUGGAAAAAAGUUCUAGGUUUUUUUUGUAGUUAUAGUCAGAUUCCCUUUCUUAAUCUUUUGAUUGGGAAUCAAUAUUCCUACUUUAUGAUAAUUAUACUAUAUCGUACAUAUAGUCGUCUAAUCAUUAUGAAUCUAUAUUCCAAAAACACAAGAAACUCGUCAGAAAAAAAAACAAAUUCGGUUUUUAAAUAUAUUGCCCUUGAGUCAUCUGCGCCCUUGUUGGUGUACAUGAUUCACCUAAUCCAAAUCUUUGCUAUUUUGGUUUGUGCAACUGACUGGGCGAUUAUUUCUAAGGGGGAACUACAUGAAUUCCCAGGUUGUAGUGGUUGGUGUACAAAAUUUAUAUUUUUUAGUUGUGGUCGUACCUGUAUCGGUCGUACAUGACACAUGUACAUGUACUAUAAAAAUGACUGCUAUUGUGUAAUUUUCAUAUUCUUUCUGUUUCAUUUGUGUGUCAAUAAUGGAGAGUUUAGUGUAACAGUCCAUAUUUCUUUUGAGAGUAGGAUUUUUUAACUGUAUGUUAGAUUGUAGGUGCCGAUUUAAGUUUCCGGGUUGUAUACAUUUUUUAAUGGAGCUUAAAAAAUCUGUAGAGUAGGCCUGUAUCGGUAAUGUCUCUAUACUUGUUUAUUGUACCUAGAGCUUCAUUAUAGUAACUUGUAGUGUACGCAUAGAAAGAUUUUUUAAACCUGAGCAGAAUGCUCAGUAAAAAACAAAAACUAUCUUAAAUACCAUGCCCUUGAGUCAUGUGCGCCCUUGUUGGCAUGCAUGAUUCACCUAAUCCAAACCAUUAUGGUUUGUGCAAAUGACUGGACAUGUAUUUUUAAAAGGUGAACUGCACGAGUUCCCAAGCUUGGUUGUUGUGUAUAUUUGCAGUUGUUGCAGUACAUAUGUAUUAAAAUGUGUUUUUGCUUUGUCAUUUCGUGUAUUCUUUUCUAAUUGUGAAAAUCAUCAUGAGUAAAGAUUUAAGUGUUAUCAUGGUCAUCAUAAUAUCAUAGGUAGUAAUAUAUAUAUAUGUAGCCUUUACUUAUUACUUCACUACCAGUAUAUCACUCAUGUAUAUACCCAUAUAUCUUUUAAAAACUAAAAAAUAACUGAGCAGAUUGUUCAGUGGGAAAAAAACAAUAAUCUCUGUCUUAAAUACUUUGCCCUUGAGUCACACCCUUGUUGGUGUACAUGAUUCACCUAAUCCAAACCAUUGUUACUUUGGUUUGUGAAAGUGACUGGGCAAGCAUUUCUAGGGGGAACUACACGAGUUCCUAAGUUGUAGUGGUUGUAUGUGAUUGUGGCAGUUCAUGGUUCAUGUGCUAAAAUUUGGAUUUAUUUGUUGUCAUUUCCUUGUUGUUAAUGCACCAUUGGAGAAGACUUGAGCUUUAUCAUAAUAGACACCAUAAUAACAUAUAUUUAAUAUAAUAUUUUAUCACUAAAAAGGAGAAGAGACCCAUAUUCAUUAUAUUAACCAUGUAUACAUGCUUAUAUAUUUUCCUUAGUACUUCAUUUAGUAACUUGUUAUUUGUACGAGUAUAUCUCUCAUGUACACCACAUAAUUAUAUCGUUUAAAAAUAAAAACCCUGAGCAAACUGUU